Messenger RNA from Symbiodinium natans, 1290 nucleotides. The record is from the annotation of a GenBank genome assembly. NCBI's taxonomy places the organism in Eukaryota, Dinophyceae, Suessiales, Symbiodiniaceae.
AUGCCAUGGCGCAGGUCCCUCAAACUGAGGUCUCGAGGUUUCGUCCUUAUUUUGAUCCUUGGCUGGGCCUCCUGUAGGCUUUGUCUACCGGCCUUGUCUGCCUUCGCGUACAAUUCCACCUGGCCGAAGCUCCCACGCACAAGUCGGGCGGCACGAGCAGAGGCCCAAGACGUGAUGAAGGAGACGCUUCUAGCAGCGCCCCUAUCGGAGAACUCCACAUCUGCCACCGGCAGCAUUCCCGAAGGCUCCCCGGACUUUUGGCAACUCACCGAAAGUGAGAGAAGCAUUGGUGGCCGGAGGUCAACGGUCACCAGGUCGGUCGCCGUUCUUCUGCUGGGCGUUGUGACCGUAUUGUGGGGUUCACAGCAUUCCAUCAUCAAGUAUACCCUGCAGCAGGGCGCGAACGAUAGCCUGCAGGCAGCAUGCUUAAAUCUGGUCCGUUUUGGCUUGGCUGGGCUUUGCUUCUCACCUUGGUUGCCGGUUUUUCAGCCAGAGCGGCAAGGAGUGCGGGCUCGGCUCGAGUGGCGAGCUGGGGCAGAGCUCGGCUUUUGGCUCUUCCUGGGAUUUUGCUUACAAGCUGCGGGGCUUCUGUACACGACUGCUCAGAGGAGCGGCCUCUUGCUUUACCUCAAUGUGAAGCUCGUCCCUUUCUUUGCUUGGUCCAUCUUCGGCAGGGCGGUUCCCCUCUCAGCCUGGCUUUCUGCAUUGGCCGCCUUCCUGGGAACCUUGCUGGUUGCCAUGGAUGAUGCUGCCGGGGUCGACCCUAACAUUGGAGAUCUGCUGAGCUUGCUCGCGGCUGCAGCUUCUGCAAUGUUCAUCCUGCGGCUGGAAACUUUUGCGCCGGUCACGGAUGACAAAGCCAUCAAUGCUGUAAGCACACUGUCUGUUGCGUUGCUCUGCGUGCCAUGGGCGCUUGUGGUCGCUUGCUCAAGCGCGCCCACGGAGGUGCUGGAAGGGGGCGUGGAGGGCCUUGCGGCCACGUCAGUGGCCAACGUGGCAGGGCGCUGUCUGGAUCUGGUCCUCAACCAGCCGUUGUCAGUGCUCUACCUCGGCAUCCUCACGACGGCAUUCACCAACUGGCUCCAGACGAUAGGUCAGCAAAGCGUGCCAGCCACAACAGCCUCUGCCAUUUAUGCGCUGGAUCCGCUCUGGGGCGCUUUCUUCGCAUACCUCUUCCUUGGUGAAGCUCUUGGGCCACAGGGCCUCCUUGGCUGCCUACUGCUCUUCGCGGUCUGGCUCUACCAACUGGCCUCUACACAGAUCACCGAGGAAUCUGAGCCCGGCGCGUAG